AUUAAGAGACACUAUUGUUCACUAAUCUGUCUAAUAAGCCUACCUGUAUUUUUCUUUAGUGCUAAUAUAAAAGAAAUAUUAUCGAAUAAAAAUUGCCUGCCUGUAUAAUAAAACAUUCCCUCUAUUAUCAAUCAACAAGCUGAUAGCUAUAUUCAUCGAAUUCUUCAUUGAAUGUUUUAUGCAUAAUUGCAAUACAUACCGGUUGACAACGAAUCAUUCACCAAUUAGAAAAUUUGCAGGUAUUACAUUAAUAAUCAUUCUAGUUAUUUCUUAUAGUAAUAAAAAAUAAAAUCAGCUAUGGUUAAUAUAGCCCGUUAUGUAAUAAUUGUAAGUAUUUGGUGUAUAUUUUUGGUCCAGGCACAGUGGAAAUAUGAAGUAAUCGUGGGUAAUUUCAGUAUAAAUGACAAACCGUCUGUUGACCAAUACGUUUAUGCUGAUUAUAAAUUUUUUUCUAUCGCACAUCGAGUGGUAUCAUAUAGUAGUAAUAAUGUCAUAUAUGGUAUAUGGGCUCAUAAUAUGUGGAUUGAUGGUACUGGAGGAUAUGCAAAAAUUGCAAAUGGUGGAAUAGGUGAAAAAUCUGCAGUCGUUUACUUCAAAUCUCAAUUUAACAGAGGAAUGUCAUUCAGAUUGAGAAUAUAUGCUUCUUCUCAACGUAAAGGUUUCCUACACAAAAUGGAUGAGUCACAUAAUUCAAAUCAAGCAAACGACUCAAUUGGUGUUCAACCACUUUAAGGAGUUUCUGAUUUUAUUAUCAGGAUUAAUAUAUUAUUUUUAGGUUAUAAAUAUAGAGAAAACUUCAACCUAGUGCUACUAAAAUGGUUAAUAGCGUUGUUUUAUGUAUACAAAUAAUAGUUUGUUUUUUGUUAUAAAUAUAUUUAUUUUUUAACAACACGCAGAUUGGUUAACCUCUUUCAUAUGUGAAAUGUUUGCUUUUUUGUCAAAUUCCAUGUUUUCUUUUAGUUUUGCUCAUUUUUCUCGAUAUGUUUGUAUUCCUUUCUUUUCAUUAUAUUUAUAUUUUAUUUUUUGAACCAUUAUUUCUAUUUGGUUCUAAGUAAGUUUCACUCUGAAAUUUUCCUCUUCUGGUUAUAAAGUGCUAUAAGUCUUAGUACUGUUUUAUAUAUUUAUAAUCGAAAUUUCUUUGUCUUGUUCUUAGUUCGUUCUGCCUACAGGAUGUUCUAACCAAAAUUGAUAAUUCUUUGAAAAAUUUUAAAAAUAUUCUUUUAUUUAUAGCCCAAACUUACAAGGCGUUAUACACUUCCAGUUUUCUGUAGAAAAUAAGCAAAGUUGUAGGAGUACGCUGUACUAUAAAAACAAAAUUUAAAAAAAACUAGGUGAACUUUUAAUUUAAAAGUUGUUAGAAGAAACUAGUAUCUAGUUUUAAGACUACUUCAUUUGAUAUUAUCAAUGAUUUCUAUUUAAAUGUUUCAGUUUGACUGAUAUUCUAGUGUAUUAUAUUUAAAAUUGUUUGAAAUUAACAGGUUUUUUAAUUCAUCUAUCUAUUAUGAAGACAGUUUUUUAUAUAAUUCAUUCAUAAUUUAAGGAAACAAAUGUUCGAACAACUAAAUUAUUAACUAACUGUAUUAUUAUGUAUUUAAAUAAUUACCAAUGUUAUCUCAAUAUCAGAUUUCAGUCUUUAAAAAGAUUACAUUAUCCAUGGAUAAAUUGAACCAAUGAUAUAAUAAUUAUUGUAUAUUGUGAUGAUAAAUUUAAAAUACAAAUUAAAGUAUUGAAACUUCGGGACUAAAGAAGAAAAAAAGUUCAACAAAAAUAAACUUCUUGGUUUUUCAAUGAUAAUAGUUACAUGCUACUUGCAACAAUACUUGAUGGAACUUUAAUAUUAUGCACAAUUGAGAAUAAGUAGUGAGAAAUAUACAGGGUGAAUUAUAAGUUCAUACUUUAGACAGAAACUCAAAAAUAAGAAACUGACAUUAAUUUGUUCCAAAAUGUACCCAAUGUGAAACUGUCUAACUUAAAUAAUGUGUUAAAAGUGGCCUCCAUUUACUUCAAUACAAGAUGCCAUAAAUCACCCGUAUCCCUAGCCUGUUGAGCCAUAUUAAUGAAUGUUCUGGGACAUUGAAAAGCGUUUACACCAAUGCAGCAGGUUCAUUUUAAAGACACUCACUUUAAAAAAGGAAUAAUCCAUAAGUUCAUUGUUGUCAUAAUUUAUCUUACUAAACAAUUUAAAUUCACUACUUUAGAUACGCUGCUGAAAUCACACGCGACUGAAAUUACACGCGACUCUCUCUAAUUUUUGAGUUUUUUAAAGAAAGUUAUUUGAAAAGAUGUUCAUUUAAAUGACUUCUAUACAUAGUAAAGAAACUUAGGAUUUAUCAUGUAUAUUUAAACCCAAAAUUUGAAGAAUAAUAUUGCACAAAAGCAUCAUUUAACUACCAUUUGAACAUUUUGGGAGUUUAUUUUUAGUGAUUUUGAUGGUAGUUAUUAACAAAAC
Psylliodes chrysocephalus is the source of this 2449-nucleotide messenger RNA. The record is from the annotation of a GenBank genome assembly. Lineage: Eukaryota; Metazoa; Arthropoda; Insecta; Coleoptera; Chrysomelidae.